AUGUUGGGUGCACGCAGGGCUGCUCUGGCCGCCGCGGCGCGGCUUGCCCGCCAGGCACGCUGUUUCUCUGCGGUGUCCCGGUCCGUGUACCCCAGCCAGGAAGGCCCAGCCGUUUUCUGCUCCAAGCAGAAUGAGCUGCAGUUCAGCAGGAGCUUCGCGGCCGCUGCUGAGCCUGCGCCCGUCCCAGCUGUGGGAAAGGGAUACGUGAAGACGGUCAUUGGCGCCGUCGUCGAUGUGCAAUUUGACGGGGAUCUGCCGCCCAUCAUGACAUCCCUGGAGGUCGAGAAUUUUACGCACAGGCUUGUGCUGGAAGUGGCACAACAUCUUGGAGAGAAUACUGUGCGCACCAUUGCUAUGGACACCACUGAUGGCCUGGUCAGGGGACAGUCCGUCGUCAACACUGGAGAGCCUAUCAAGGUGCCUGUAGGAAAGGAGACCCUAGGACGCAUCAUCAAUGUCAUUGGCGAGCCUGUCGAUGAGCAGGGCCCAGUCAAUGCAAAGCACCACCUGCCCAUCCACAGAGAAGCACCGCCCUUCGUGGAGCAGAGCACAGAGCAGGAGAUCCUGGUCACCGGCAUUAAGGUGGUGGACCUGUUGGCUCCCUACCAGCGUGGUGGCAAGAUUGGCCUCUUCGGCGGUGCCGGCGUGGGCAAGACUGUGCUCAUCAUGGAGCUCAUCAACAACGUCGCCAAGGGCCACGGUGGUUUCUCCGUCUUCGCUGGAGUCGGAGAGCGCACGCGUGAGGGCAACGAUCUCUACAAGGAGAUGAUUGAGUCUGGCGUGAACAAGAUCGGCAAGGACGCGGCCGACAGCAAGUGCGCGCUGGUGUUUGGGCAGAUGAACGAGCCGCCAGGUGCUCGCGCGCGUGUGGCGCUGACUGGACUCACCAUCGCCGAGUACUUCCGUGACGCUGAGGGGCAGGACGUGCUGUUCUUCGUGGACAACAUCUUCCGCUUCACCCAGGCCAACUCUGAGGUGUCUGCGCUGCUGGGCCGUAUCCCCUCGGCUGUGGGCUACCAGCCGACGCUGGCUACUGACCUGGGCACCCUGCAGGAGCGCAUCACCUCCACCCACAAGGGAUCCAUCACCUCCGUCCAGGCCAUCUACGUGCCGGCUGACGACCUGACGGACCCUGCACCCGCCACCACCUUCGCACAUCUGGACGCCACCACGGUGCUGUCGCGUGCCAUCUCCGAGCUGGGCAUCUACCCGGCCGUGGACCCGCUGGACUCCACCUCCCGCAUGCUCGACGCGCGCAUCAUCGGAGAGGAGCAUUACAACGUCGCCCGCGGAGUCCAGCGCGUUCUCCAGGACUACAAGAACCUGCAGGACAUCAUUGCCAUUCUGGGCAUGGAUGAGCUGAGCGAGGAGGACAAAAUGACCGUCGCCCGCGCGCGCAAGAUCCAGCGCUUCCUCUCCCAGCCAUUCCAGGUCGCCGAAAUCUUCACUGGCUCCCCAGGCAAGUACGUGCAGCUGCCGGACACGGUGGCGGGCUUCAAGGGCAUCCUGGACGGCAAGUACGACGACCUGCCGGAGAUGGCCUUCUACAUGGUGGGAGACAUUGGCGAGGUCCAGACCAAGGCCGACAAGAUGGCCAAGGAGAUGGCCGAGUCCAAAUCCUAGGCACCUCCCUCAUAGCCGCUUACACCCCCCGCGGCCUCCCUAGCAUGCCACGGGGGUUGCCUAACCAGGAAAUCACAUGCUCCUUCAUCAGCAUGAUAAUACCGCCUCGUGAGUGCGAUGACCAAAGCCUGACUGGCCGCAUAGCCGGCUGGCUCUGUAACGUUGCCUCGUGAGUGCUACCUGAUGGAUGACAGCCGUGGGCGCUGGCUAGCCAGUCCCAUGCAUGCACCAAGGGAAUGACCGGGCCCUUCUGCUAGUCUGACCGUUAGAUUGGUGCAUGGCUGACGGGUUGUUUCUUGGAUGUGAUUUUGCGAUGCGAUUUUGGUUGUCCAUAGCUUAUGUGGGGUUGAGGGGUCCUUGCAUUGUGCAAAGGAGGUCGUGGUGGGGCAGUGCCAGGUCGGUUCUUGGGCAAAGGCCAAGAGAAGAGUGAGACCUGGGGGAAUGGGUUUCCAUGAAAUCAUGAGGACAGCAGAAAGCCAAGUUGUGGUGAAAGAAGGACCUUCAAGAGCACUCUAGGCAGGAGUCAAGAUCAUAAUUUGCUGUGUUCGCGCUGUGACUUGUGGUUGUUGUGCAUGUAGCCAAAUCAGCUGUGCUUCAACCUCCAUUCUUUCUCAGCUUGCAAGGUAGACCACGAAUAGUCGAGCUGGGCACCUGUAAUAUCAUUGCAGGCCUAAUC
Messenger RNA from Coccomyxa subellipsoidea C-169, 2299 nucleotides. RefSeq lists its product as hypothetical. Lineage: Eukaryota; Viridiplantae; Chlorophyta; Trebouxiophyceae; Coccomyxaceae. The record is from RefSeq and is a predicted model, not a curated record. The transcript has 12 exons. Gene Ontology annotation, biological process: proton motive force-driven mitochondrial ATP synthesis; proton transmembrane transport. Gene Ontology annotation, molecular function: ATP binding; proton-transporting ATP synthase activity, rotational mechanism; ATP hydrolysis activity. Bases 1 to 1623 code for a protein of 540 amino acids.